Molecule: messenger RNA, 8827 nt
Organism: Aquila chrysaetos chrysaetos
Lineage: Eukaryota; Metazoa; Chordata; Aves; Accipitriformes; Accipitridae
Gene: ZNF488
Product: zinc finger protein 488
Exons: 4
Coding region: 751-2583 (610 amino acids)
Biological process (GO): regulation of DNA-templated transcription
Cellular component (GO): nucleus
Molecular function (GO): protein binding
Source: RefSeq, a predicted model, not a curated record
UCCGUCCUUUCAAAAGCAUUAAAGUGUUGACGUUUCUUCUCCCAAUACAAGCCAAUAUUCAGAUUACAUGGACACUAAUCAAAUAACCCGGGUUAUUUCAUUUGUCAACAUGUUCAUAAGAAUUUUCUACCAGGCGUUAAAGGCAUUUAUAUGGAACGACAUCUUUCAAAAGCAAUGUCGCUAGUCCAGAUUUAGGGAAUAUUGGAUUAUGACAAGACGUUUGAUGGUUUUAUUUUACAUACCAGCUGUGCCACAAAUCGUUUCAUACCUCAAACAAAUUCCUAAUUUUGUAUCCUGCGAGUACUUUCUAUGAAGCAGUAAUUUUCCUUUUGAGCCAUUCUUGUCAAUACCUGCAGCUCCCAGAACAGCCUUAAAAAAAAAAAAAGUGUUGUCAGAUGCUCUAAAGGACAACUGGCAAGAAGGCUUUGGAGGUGGUUUUGCUUGGUUGGGGGUUCCCCCCCCACCCCCCAGUUUUAAAGGAAGCUCCUCUUUUAAAAGUACCGUUACCAGGGGGAAUCCCGUCCACCUUCUGAGCCCCCCCCCCCCACUUCCCAGCCUGCGCUGCAUUCGCAGCCGCUCCCGGGAUGCCUUCUGCCUCGGGAAGAGCUCCGCGCCCCCCCCCGGCGGGGGUAGCAGCGGGUCCCGGGGGAGGGGGACGACUCGGGGCCGGCGGGGGGGCCGGGGGGCCGGCGCUGGGGUAGGCGUUUCCCGGGGUCUGCUCUGGGCGGGGAGCCGUCGCGGGGGAGGAGGAUGCCGCCGUGCCGGGGCGGUGCGGCGGCGGGGCGGGGGGGAACCACCGGCGCAGCUCUUGGGGGGCCGGGCGGCCCCGGUGGUGGGGUGAGGGCUCCGCGGGGACGCGGCCGUAGCGGGAUCCUGGGAGAGGCGCGCCGGGAAGGGGGCGCGGCGGGGACGCCGGUGCCGGAGAGCCCCCGUCCGCGGAGAGCCAGCAGCGGGACCCCCAGGUUUAUGAUGGAACUUACAUCUUUGCCUAAAUUCCUUUGGACAACUGACAACAAACUUCUGCAUCAUCAUUUUCCGGACAUAUUGGCGACUGUUCAUACCACACAAGACAUUCCCGAAGAAGUUGUUUUCGGACCAUGCAUGCUCCAGAACACCCUGCUGGACACUGUAGCUUUUAUUGCUCUGAAGUGUUCUGAUAGACGGAACAUCCACUAUGUCUUUAAGGUAGACGUUACGUCUGUGCAUAGUCCCACAGGACUGCCUUGGAUGAGACUUGUACAAGCAGCUGCCAAUAGCAAGGAGCAGAACUUGGAAGCAUACUUGGAAAACAGUCAGUUAUAUUAUCGCUCUACCAGGAAGAUCAACAAAAAUGAGGAGCUGCUUGUCUGGUAUGAUGAGGAGCUUUCCUGCCUCUUGGGUUUCAAUGAGAUAAAAGCACAGAGUCCGCAGAAUGAGUUCAGAUGCCAAGAAUGCAACCGAAUCUUUAAAUGUGAGCAUUCCUAUCUCUCCCAUGUCCGCUUCCUAUGUGUCCCAGAGAAGAGCACCCUGCUAUGGAGAAACUUCCAGAACCCUAAGACUGAAAAGAACAACUUAGCUGAGCAGACCACGAAUUUCCACAGCCUGGCAAGGGAUCUAGAGGUCAAAAUGGCAGCUUGUAAAGAUGAUGCCCAUGGUCUCACAGGAGAAAGGACAGCAAAAUCUGAAGAGGCUGAGAACAACAGGAGCAGGAAAACAGUGUUGUUGGAGAAAACCAAUAAUCUAAGUGAGGAACAUAACUAUGGGGGCAAGGAAGAGGUUGGGGGAGAGCAUGCAUUGGCUGGGUCUUUCUGGAAGCUUAGUUCAGGGAAGCAGUCAGCUAGGAAGGAUGCUUUAGAGCAGAAGCAGAGCGCUUUCACUGAGGUCAGGAGGAUGAAGGAGAAGCUGAGGAAUGAGAGACCGAAGGAGCCAGAAGAGGAGGAUGGCAUGGUCCCACUUAGUAAAAAGCAGGUAUCAAAGGAAGUGUUGCUGAACUCCUCCGGUAGUGCAUUCUCCUUUGUGUGGCCCACCAGAGCCCCAGGAGAACAGAAGAGUGCUUUCAGCAAGCCCAGUAAGUGUCUAACAGAAAGAGCUGCAAUAAAUUCUUCUCAUCCCAUGAGUGAGUCACCAAAGAGCCUGGGGGAGCUGUCUGGCUUCAUUGCCACCACAGACAUCAUGUACUGCAGCACGCUUCUCAAUUCCAAGUUCUUUGUCAGUGAUUUGUGUAAUGCUCAGAUGCUGCAGACAAGCAUCACUCAGAGCAAUGUUUUCCCAUAUACCUCAGAACCGUGGCCCAAACAAGCAGGAGGACAGUUACAAAACACAACCACCACUUCUUCUUCCUCUUCCUCCUCUUCCUUGACUCUUCUUCCCCCUACUUUCACGUCCUUUGGAGUGGCUGCCCAGAACUGGUGUGCCAAAUGCAACCUGUCCUUUCGCAUGACAUCCGAUUUAGUCUUCCACAUGCGGUCACAUCACAAAAAAGAAUACUCCUCAACUGAAUCCCAGUGCAAGAGGAGACGAGAGGAGAAGCUAACAUGUCCCAUUUGUCACGAGUACUUCCGAGAACGCCAUCAUUUAUCCCGGCACAUGACUUCUCAUAAUUAGAGCUGUGCAGACAGAUCUCACGAAGGGACUGAGCAGGUUGGGUAAAGAAGGGAAACGUAGUUCACUUGUAUCCAUUUCUUUUUGAGUUUACAUUAAUUUCUUACAGGAAAUCACUGUUUACAAUAAUUUAUAAUAGAUGCUUUGCAAAAAGAUAUAAAAUGUUUACAAGAGUCUGAGUGGGUUGUAAGUUUCAAAAACUCAAGCUAGCCCUUGUCAAUCUAUUUUUGAGGAAAUAAAAUAGUGAAAUGAAUGCACAUGCAGUAUUAAUUUGCAAAGAGUUGGGAACAAAACCAUUGUUUUGCAAACAGAGUUUUCUUUGCUUGUAUUUGAUUUGCUGGUGUCUGUGCAGUACAAUGUAAAUACAGAAGUAACAACCACCUCAUUGAAUAAGGAAUCUUUAAGCAAAAAAAAAUAAAAAUCAGAGCUUAUAUGCUAAAAGAAAAGCAGUUACUGUUUCUAGCAGCUUGGGUGGACUCUUACUCCUUUAUGUUAGCUGAAUAAGUUCUCUUAUCAGAUUUGUGAAUCUGAGUAAAAAACUUAUAUAUCACUGUCUCCUUGGCUUUGAAAGGGAUUUGAAGUUAAGACUCUGUCUGAAAUUUGUGAUCAUCAACAACUGACCAGUAUACCUCUAAAGAGGAUGUGACUUGUAGAUCAGUAUAUCUGAGUUCUGUUCUAGGCUCUGCCACUUUUGAAAUAUCUUUUACAAAGUCAAAUCAACUUGUAUCUGUAUGAAAAUGUGACCUGUUGUCAAUGUUAUUGUGUAGACAGAGAGCACAAAUUCUGCCCUAAUGUGUGCUUGCAAGAUCUGUGUGACUUUAGUAGGCAUACAGAUCCGGUGGGGCUAGAGUUUGGCCUGUGGCUUUCAGGUUUUGGAUAUCCUAAAGGAAGCAACUAGAGUAUUUGAGUUACUGUUAGCUACUGAUAGAUAGAAUCUGCACACUUUAAUUGUGGAUGGUAGGCUCUGUUCUGCUAACAGCUAGAAGAAGAACGUCCUUCACAAAAUCACACAGGCAUACAUGAAUUGCAUUGCAUUAGACCAGCUUGUCUAUCCUCUGGUUUCUACAUUGGCCAAUUCCAGCUUUUUUUAAAAGAAAGUGCCAAAUUCUCUCUAUAGCCCGUCCAUAUGAGACAUUUUUCUCUUACCUACGUUGGUUUGAGCUCUGCUUAGUCUCAGAAGCAGAUGAGUUCAUACUGCUCUGGGUGAGUGUGUGGAAGCAACAAUCCUGUCUAUUGUUACUGCAGCUCAUUUAAUUAGCCUUUCAUUACUUUUUAAAUCCAUUUAGAGGCUUGCUCUUGAUAGCUUAUGACAACGUGUUCUUCAAGUGAGCAUUUAUCUCUCUCUUGUAUAGUAUUUUUUCAGAUUGUCUGAUGUUCUUGUGGCCUGCCUCUGAGCCUCAUCUGCUAUCUCUUCCUUUCAGAGAGGGAAUGAUCAGAAGCCACUCAUUUCCCAGCUAAGAGUAAAGGACAUUGCAAUAUGCUCCUUAUUAUUUUCCACCAUACUGAUGAUAUAGUCCAGUGUUUGUCUGCUGCACACUGGACAGAAGUUUUCUUUGAGUUCCAUGGUGAUGCCUAGGCUGAUAAUGCAAGUAUCAGCAAGUAAACACAUCUCGGUGAUAAAAGACAGCCUGAGGGUCUUAGGCUGUCAGUUGAGAUCAACAUAUUACACUCAUUGUCAUCUCUUGGGAGAUUUCUAUAAGUCAGGAGUCUGUAUUCUUCCCAAUAUAUUGCUGUUGAACAUUAAUACGUGGCUGUUUCCUAUUAACAUAAACAUUUGACUUAUUGCAGGCCAACCACUGGCUGUGCACCCCAGCUUUAUUUUCCCAACAUAAAGUGAUUAAACUGUUACAUUAUGCCUUUGAGUUCAGAAGACAUAAAUUGAGACUGGAGGUCUGGUUGGAUUGUAACACAGCUUUCCAAGGUCAGUGGUGGAAGCUCUUCCACUGGAGUCAUUAAAUACCAAAAUGAACAAAAACUUUGAAAUAUGGAGCACAGGGAACAACCUUGUAUUGAGCAGGGGAUGAUGUGGUUUCCUUCUAAUCUUUCCAUCUCUGUUUUGUGUCCAAUAACAUUUACUGUGUAAGGAAUAUAUUUAUGGCAAGGUUUAAUGGGCCAAAUUUCACUCCAUCUGGUUUUAUCUGGGUGGCAGCCAGUUUACUGUGAAGUCAGUGUCCAUAAAGUGUAAUGAAGGACUCCAUGGUGUAACUGCAUUCAUAUGUGGCUAGGGUUAUAGUUCCCAUCAGCAGCUUAGGCCAGAUUGUGAUCUCAUUUAUUCCAGUGCAAAUCCAGAAUAAUUCCAUGUUGCUACUCCUGAUUUACAUCAAUUAUUUUAAGAUCAGCCUGGCCCAGUAUAAAUAGGACUAAAGAUUUUUUGGUACCAUUGCUGCAAAAUGUUCUCUCCUGUACUUACUGAAAGAUGCCAUGUUUUCUUAACAGUUUUAUGGUUAGAAACCUAGCUUCAGAUUUCUUCUGGAAAAAGACAGGACCAGCUGCGUAAUGCUCCCCAGUAUUAUGCUGGCACAUCACUUCAACAUUACCCUGCUCCAAGGGCCUGUUUUUCAAGCACGCUACACCUGGCAUAUCAUUUAGAUCAGAAUGAAGCAGUACCAAAUCUAACCGGUUACGUGUUUUCUCUGAUUUUGUGUUGGUGUAAGUGAGCUUGAGAAAGUGCGGAAAACCAGCCACUGAAAACAGCUGCUGAAUCUCAAAACCUCUUCCAAUGGUGUGUUAGAUCUACAUCCUUAGAGGUCUCACCAGUAAUCAAACUUCUUCACUCUGCUUAUAGUAUAAGGCUUAAGCAAGCAGCAAGGCUAGAGGGAGAGAUAGCUUUCCUUUAUGUCAUGAAGUUGUUUUCUUUGGGGAAAAAAAUGGUAAGAACUCUUACCCAGUUUCUUUGUGGGCAUAUCUCAGCCACAGCAACUUGCAUACUGUGAUGACAAGCAAUGUAUAAAUGCCUUCUGUGCACAGAAAGGCAAGAGAACCAGUUAUGAAAAGUGGCAGACCUGCUUCAAAAUGUAAAAAUGAAGAGGAGAGGUUUUUAAUCAGCUUUAUUUCUGGUACUGUCCUCACCUCCUCCAGCUGCAGGGGCAGCGCAGUUUGGUCCUAGCAUGUAAAGACUGGGGAUUUUCCUCUUGCAACAUGGAACUGCAGGCAAAUGUGUGCAAUACUGCCCUUGCUCCUUUGCAGGUGGCCACUGGCAUAAAAACUGAGUGAACAAAUUGCUUCUUAUACUCAGCUAAAAUGUUUUGUGAACUAAGACUUGUUUACACACCCAACUGACCAAUAUGACAUCUUGUUGCCUGCUAUACCUGUGCUGACAUCAGAGCAAAACAUAGAUGCCAACAGAACCAGAACUUGAUUCCCUAUGUGUAAAACGAGCUCUUGUGUAAAGCCCCUUGUGCAGGCAGAGGGAAUAUCUUUUAUGUGUCUCAAGUUUAACUGAGUGUCUCAUCUAAGCUGGGUUACAUAAACCAGGGGGCUUAUCCAAAAUUUUUGCAGAUUUUAUUUCUUUAAAUGAAAGUAUUCUAUUAAAGCUGAGUGAACCAAAUAUUGCACAGGCAGAAGGAAGCCUAACGAGACAAAGAAAAACAAACUUCCUAUAAUUGAGUCAUGCUGGAAGCUUUUUUUACCUUAUGUCUAGAAGUCUGAACGUUUAAAUUGGUGCAGAUGAAAGGAAAUCCUGCUGGAGGAAAGGCACUCCACUAGAGCAGGGGGUUUGUGAAGAAAUGAAGGGACUUCAGGAAUUCAUGAAGGACUGCAUUCUGUCCCAGUGCAAUACUGUGAUUUUACAGCAGGGAUCUCUGUCUUUUCUACAAGUAGAAAUGCUUGGAAUUAAAAAAAAAUAGGAUUUUGUUUUCUGAAACAGGAGGAGACAAUCUGAAGUCAGCUGACUGGUUCUUUUCCUGUCUUUGCUAGCAACUGCCUGUGUCAUUUUGAUCAAACCACUGUUUCUCACAACAUCUGUGUCUGGGUCAGUGAAAAGGGGCGUAACACAAUGCUGUCAAGCUUAGCUGUUCAGGCUGUGUAUCUGCAGUGGGUUGUGAGUUUACUGGUAGGAAAUGCCGGAUUAGGAUAUUUGUUCACUCAUUGAUCCCUGAACUUUUUCCAAUGAAGAAGUGUUUCUCCAUCAAAACAGCACUCAAAUACGUUUUUGGAGACUAUAUGUUUACUUGCUUUUUGGGGGAUAAUUUUUCACUAGUUGAUGCAGUCUGUGGGCUCCCAUUGUUCUAGAGAGCACAGUUUGAAAAUCACUGGACUAAGGCAGCUUUUGUGGUAUGAUCAGGGAAGACUACAUUAGAAGCACUCUCCAGAGAGCAAGAAUGCAUCAUUUUGUAGCAAAAAAAUGAAUAAGCUUGCUGCCAUUUCUUGGUUAGGGUUCCUUGAAUGCUAAAAGGAGAAAGAUCAUACUGCUAGGAGGCCUGAUACACCAACUCCUUUCUUCCUGCCUUUAAAAGGAACAUGAUUAGGAUGAAACUUUAGGAAGUUACUCUAGGUGGCAUGAUAAGGAAAUGGUGCUAUAAAAUGUUGAAUGUCCAUGUCAGCUCUGGAACCAGAAGAGAGAAGGAUGACAGUUUCAGCAUGUUUCCUGUUGUGUUGUGGAAGGGGACUUCUGAAAUUCUUGUCCCUCCCUAAGAAAACUUCUGUCUAACUUUCUCAUUUAAAUCACAAACCAUGGAUUUUCCAUAACUAAUUUUCAUUCAUAGUUUUGUGAUGUUCAAACCUUUCAAUGCAGUCUAAUUUUCUAUACAAUUACUGUCUGUAGUUCUGUGAGGUCUGUUGAUAACACUGUGCUGUGGUCAUGGUUUGGUUUGAGCUCACAGUUUUAGUGGUCACUAGAAACAUCGAAAAUGCCAGGUGGAGCCAAACCUGGGGGACAUACAUACAAAGUGGGCCCUACAGCUCAGGAUCUAUGUCUUCCUUGACACUGUAGAAGAAGGUGGAAGGUCCAUACAGAAAGCAGCUAGGGGGAAAAAAAAGUUCUUGACCACAUAGAUGAUAGCGAUCUGCUUUAGUUCUGAAAGUGCAGGUUUAGGUUUCAGGGAAAGUUCUGUUACCUAUCAUAAUUCCAGAUGUUCUAGAGGUGCUUGGUACUCUAAACAGUACAAUCUCACUAGGUUCAGUGCUACUUGCCUCAGUGAAUCCUGCAGGCUCUGCCUUUACAUGUAUUUCCUUUUUGUCAGUUCUGAAUUGACCUCCUUUCAACUUCACUGUAUUAAAGUGAGAUAGGAUAGGAUAUAGUUCAUCUAUCCUUGUUGUUAUCUCUCUACUCUGAGAUAAGAAAGCUGGUCUUCUCAGUGUCUUCAAACAAGGUGUUUCCUGUGAUCCUACCUUGAGCAAAAAGUACAAUCUUAACACAAUUUGCACUACAUCAUGUUCAGGUUCUAAGCUCAUUGAGACGGGAAUAAACAUGACAUAGCAGUUUGUGAAGACAGGAAAAAAUUGGUUUUUUAACACACUGGCCUUUAUUAAGCCUGAUAGUUUCAAUGCCAGUUAGCCAGUAGAUGACCUAUGAAAUAGUAAAUAUUUUGUCAAUUAAUACAAUUUGUGAAGGUUGCACAUGAAUUUUCCAGUUAAAUAGAUUACGUCAGUGAACUAACAGCACUAUUGAUUUCAAAUGGACUCACCAGCAAAUGCAUCUUCAUUGUUUGUUUUCCCAGCUGGAUUCCAAUUUCUAGUCAUAUUUAUUAUGCAUAAGUACUUACCAUAUUACUACGGGAAGAAAUUAUUUGCUAUUUGUGCCCAUAUGGUAUAGCUUUUGGUCCUUGAAUGGAUGGCUAAAGUAUUUAAAUGUUGGGUUUAACAACUAGUAUUGUUUGUACAUGACAGCACAACUGAUUGUGUUUAGGAAAACAAAGCAGUAUAUCUGGAUCAUUUAGAUAUUAAAGAGGCUUGAAAGACAUUAGAAGAAAUACAUUAGUGUUGUUUACUCAUUCAUUGACUACUCCAGUCUUUUUCGUAAUAAGAAUCUUUAAUAUUCUUCACGCAUAUAUCACUUUACACAAAAUUCUGUAUGAGUUUUAAUUCAUUUAAAUAUUUUCCACAACACUAAGAAGUUCAACAACUAGCUAGUGCAUAAAAAUCAGAACAUGGAAAUGACUCAAAAGUGUCCAGGUUAGCAAUCGCUUUGAGCAUAGUUGGUAAGACAAACAAGUAGUAAAAAAUUUGGAAAGUCUAUUUGGUUGUUAAAAUUAUUUUCCUGUAAAUACUGAAAGAGGUUCUCUGCAGUCAGAUGUUUAAACACAGUUUA